GCAUCAGUGCAGCAUCUACUCUGAGUAACUUCUCAAAUUUUGUCUGCUCCUGGGAAUAAAGAUGGUGAGUUAUAAAGUCACUUUAUUCACCGGCAACCAAGUUGCUGCUGGGACUUUCGACCGCGUCUCCGUAAAGCUGGUGGGCACUGAAGGAGAGAGUGAACGCAAAUGGCUGGUGGGCUUCAAAGGGGCUUCAGCCUUCAUCAGAGGAGCUGAGUCCUCCUUCACUGUGUGUGCCCCCACCUCUCUUGGAAAACUGGUUCUGGUAGAGGUGGACAAAAAGUCCCUUCCGCUCCUCCCAGAAGACUCCUGGUUUCUCACCAAAGUGGAGGUGAAAUCCCCCGAUGGAGACACGUUCACCUUUCCUGUCCACCGCUGGAUCAGUGACAGCUCCGUGCACCGCUUCAGAGAGGCCACAGCUCUGAGGAUCAUUGACGACCAGCAUCAUCUUGGCAGGUACAGCCGGGAGCAGGAGCUGAAAGAGCGAAAGGAGAAAUAUCGCUGGCACGUGUAUGCAGAAGGUAUACCUCACUGCAUCAAGGCAGAUGGCCCCACUUCACUGCCAAGUGAAGUCCAGUUCUCCUUCACCAAAACCACAGAGUUCCUCUUUACCGCAUCAACAGGGUUGGUAGAGCUGAAACUGAAGGGCCUCGAUGGCUGUAAGAAGGGGUGGACUAGCAUCGAUGACAUCGAUCGGGUGUUUUGCUGCAAACAAACAGACAUAGCAGAUUAUGUCCAAGAACACUGGAAGGAAGAUUCCUUCUUUGGAAUGCAGUUUCUCAAUGGAGUCAAUCCCAUCUUGAUCCGGCGCUGCACAGAGCUGCCCAGAAACUUCCCCGUCACCGACUGCAUGGUGUUUCCUUGUGGUCAGAUGAGCUUGGCUGAAGAAAUAAAGAAAGGAAACAUUUUCCUGUGUGACUACAAGCAUUUGGAUGGAGUGAAAACCAACACAAUCAAUGGAAAGAAGCAGUACUUGAUGGCUCCACUUGUGCUGCUUCAAAAAACUGAGAACAAGAAGCUGAUGCCAAUCGCCAUCCAGCUGAAGCAGGCGCCUGCAGAGGACAACCCCAUCUUCCUACCCACAGAUCCUGAGUACGAUUGGGUGCUGGCAAAGAUUUUUGUGAGAAGUGCAGAUUUCAGUGAGCACCAGCUGAACACUCACCUGCUUCGUACUCACCUGCUGGCUGAGGUCUUUGCUGUGUCUCUGCUGCGCAACGUUCCGAUGGUGCAUCCUCUCUACAAGCUCCUCAUCCCCCACACUCGAUACACUCUGCAGAUCAACUUCCUAGCUCGAAACUUAUUGAUAUCUGAGAAAGGAUCUUUCACUCAGUUUGCUGCCUCUGGUGGAGAGGGAAUGAUGACAAUCCUGAGGCGCUCCCUGUCUGCAGUCACAUACACCUCCCUCUGUUUCCCUGAUGAUGUUGCUGAGAGGGGGGUGCAGGAUGUACCAAACUACUACUACAGGGACGAUGGGCUGAGGCUUUGGGAAAUCACCUACAGGUUUGUGAAAGGAGUCAUUGAGUUCUACUACAAGAACGACGAGGAAGUCCAGCAAGAUACCGAAAUACAGAAGUGGAUUUCAGACAUUUUCAAACACGGAUUCCUUUCACAAGCGUGCACUGGAAUUCCACAAAGCUUCACAAGCGUGGCGCAGCUGGUCAAAUUCGUUACCAUGGUGAUAUUCACAGGCUCCGCCCAGCAUGCUGCAGUCAACAGUGCACAGUAUGACUACGGUGGCUGGAUGCCAAACACUCCCAUCUCUCUGAAACGGCCUCCACCAACCAAGAAAGGGGUAGCGAAUGAAGACACCAUGCUGGAAACUCUGCCAGACGUCAACGUAACCGUUCAGGGCAUGGCCACCUUGUGGCUCCUUAGCAAGCAGUCAAGUGAUUUUGUCCCCCUCGGCAAUACCCCCGAGCAGCACUUCAGCGAGGACACUCCCUGUGAGUUCAUCAAGAACUUUCAAGCAGAGCUGGAGGAGCAGAGCAGAAGGAUCAAAGCCAGAAAUAAAAAACUGGAAGUGCCGUACAAAUAUCUGAACCCAGAAGAGGUGGAAAAUAGUGUUGCUAUUUGAACAUGAAUGUGAUCCUAGAUCAACUGCCCUUACCAAAAAUAAGUACAUUUGAAGUAUAUUUUUAAAGUAUACUUAAGUAUAGAAAAGUAUAUUUCCUAAAGAGUAUCAAGUGCACUCAGAAAGUAUACUGUCAGUUUACUAACAAGUAUUCUUGGGAAUAAACUGGCCCACUUUUAGUUUAAAAAAGUAUACUAAGAAGUAUACUUAAGGUACCUUUCUAGUAUAGUAUUACUUUGCCGGCAAUAAACUCUAUGCUUAUGAAAGUAAACUUUGAAGUAUAUCUAGUGUAGCUUUUAAGGUUUUAUUUUAGUUCAUAAGUACUGAUUAGUGUAUUAAAAUUAAAUUUUAAUGUACUGGAAAUAUAUCCAGAAUACAUCUACUCCACUUUUAUUGUUUUGUAUGAAAAUGUUUAUGGACAAUGGCAAAUAUAGGCAAAUACGUUUAGAAUUUUAGUAUAUUUCUGAGUAUAAUCCAAGCCUACUUAACAUGAACCUAUGAACUUGUAAAGUUUAUCGAUAUAAGUACUUAAAAAGUAAAAUAAAAUUAUACUUUAAAAAACGUGAGUAUACUUAUUUUUGGUAAGGGUGAUAAAGAACUUUCAGUUUUUGACCUGAUGAAACUUGAAUGUUCAGUCAGUUUAACACAUUAAAACGAACCUGUAAAGGAUCAGAUCAGAGAAACAAACAAAAGUGUUGUCCUGUUGGAACUCCUGUUAGAUGUUUUGCAUUUAUAGAGCAUCUCAAAUAUAAUACUUUUUUUUAUCUUUUCAUUUAAACUUUCUUAGAAAAUUGUUUUAGGACAAAACCUUUUUUUUGCCAAGUUUGAAAUCAUUUUUAAAAUAAAAUCAAGGAAUAACACCACUUUGUCAA
Molecule: messenger RNA, 2943 nt
Organism: Oryzias melastigma (Indian medaka)
Lineage: Eukaryota; Metazoa; Chordata; Actinopteri; Beloniformes; Adrianichthyidae
Product: polyunsaturated fatty acid lipoxygenase ALOX15B
Exons: 15
Coding region: 62-2074 (670 amino acids)
Biological process (GO): linoleic acid metabolic process; lipid oxidation
Molecular function (GO): protein binding; oxidoreductase activity, acting on single donors with incorporation of molecular oxygen, incorporation of two atoms of oxygen; iron ion binding
Source: RefSeq, a predicted model, not a curated record